Molecule: messenger RNA, 357 nt
Organism: Coniophora puteana RWD-64-598 SS2
Lineage: Eukaryota; Fungi; Basidiomycota; Agaricomycetes; Boletales; Coniophoraceae
Exons: 1
Source: RefSeq, a predicted model, not a curated record
AUGCCUCACGCAGUAUCUGAGUGGCAAACGGGCGCAAUAGCGUCGCCUAUGUUAACAUGGGGUCAGGUGAGAGGAGGACGAAGGCACGAAUGUUCUCACUGUGGCGUCGUUCUUCUCACUGGAGAACGACCGGGUUUUUGUUGUGGAAUUCAAGGCGCUCGUCUUGGCGAUGUCCCGCGCCUACCUCCCUUGCCCAUCGAAUACAAUGACUUUAUGAAUGACCCCGGUAUCUCCCAAAGCUCACGAAUACUGAAUCUCAUAUUUUCUUUUGCGGCGCUUGAGUCUACGCACGCUUUCCCUAGAGAAUCAAACGGUCCUCCCGGCUUCAUGGCUAUCCAAGGUCGAUUGUAUCAUCGU